Messenger RNA from Musa acuminata subsp. malaccensis (wild Malaysian banana), 1339 nucleotides. Its product is annotated as ankyrin repeat-containing protein At5g02620-like. The record is from RefSeq and is a predicted model, not a curated record. Gene Ontology annotation, cellular component: plasma membrane. Gene Ontology annotation, molecular function: protein binding. NCBI's taxonomy places the organism in Eukaryota, Viridiplantae, Streptophyta, Magnoliopsida, Zingiberales, Musaceae.
ACCCAUAACACACAAACGCUUCUUAUCGACGGCAUAUCGUCUUGGAUUGCUGUGUAAUAGUUUAAGAGUAUCUCGACAAGGAGAGGAGGCGGCCAUGGAACCAAUCCCUUGCUUAUUCUCUACUCCAAUGAGCCAUGAAUUGUUGGUGGCAGCGAGGACAGGCGACGUCAGCGUACUCGGAGGGAACGACUCCCUCGUUCAAGUCACGGCCGAAAGGAACACCGUGCUUCACAUUGCGGCCAAGCUAGGACACACUAACUUCGCCUCCAUAGCCCUCAUCCGACAGCCCUUCCUCCUCACGAUCCAAAACCGACAAGGAGACACUCCGUUGCACUGCGCUGCCAGAGCCGGCCACACGCCCAUGGUGGAUGUCUUCAUCCCUCACCCUCCCCGUCGGGGCGAUCCUGAACGUCGGCUGCCCUACAUGGUAAACAACGUUGGUAACACAGCCUUGCACGAGGCGGCACUGAACGGCCACGAUUCCUUCGUCGAGGAACUGAUGACGAAGGCUCCGGGCGUAUCGGCGGUGACCAACAACGUCAACGGCGUGUCGCCCCUCUAUAUGGCGGUGGAAAGCGGGUCAGCGUCGAUCGUGCGGCGUUUGCUGGCGGCGACGGAGGCGUCAUGCGACGGACCUAAUGGGCGGACAGCUUUGCACUCAGCCGUGCUCAGGAGCUCCCCUGUGGAAAUCACAAGGAUGUUGCUGCAGCAGAGGGCCAGUUUAACCCGAAAAGCCGAUGCCGCCGGACUCGUACCUCUCCACUUUGUAGCCGCCCGCGGAGACCUCGAAAUGGUGAGACUUCUGCUACAAAAUGAUGCAUCUACUGCGUAUUUGCGAGACAAUGGUGGCGCCUCUGCAAUCCAUGUCGCUGCAAGCUUCGGGCAUGUGAACGUGAUCAAACAUCUCAUCGAAACAUGCUCCGGUUGUACGGAGGUGAGGGACGGGGAGGGCAGCAACUUCUUCCACGUAGCCAUCAGCAAACGAAGAGAACAAGUGGUCCGAUUUGUGGCUACAUCACCUCGUCUCACUGAUCUCUUGAACGAGCCGGAUUCGGAUGGGAACACUCCCCUGCAUCGAGCUAUAAUAUCUCGAGACAUGCCCAUCAUACAAAUGUUGUCGUCCAGUCCAAGCGUCAAGCUUAGUGCAACCAACAACCGCGGUCAAUCCGCUCUUGAUGUCGCUCUAUCCAACACAAGGAACCGCCUGGGAAUCAAAAUGUUCAAGGUAGUGAUUGAUUUGACGAAUAAGGGUGCGCGAUUCAGUGACCCGCAGCUCCUUCAGGACAUGGUCCAUCAGACCAAAAGGGCACGGUCGAAGAGAAGAAUCAUAAAGAAAUAG